AUGUCCACACAGAUUAUCAGUGUCUAUUUGGCCGAUGGAACGUUCCGCAAUGUCAGAGUGGACUCGUUUACCACGGUUCAGGUGAAUUCUCGCUUUAGUAAUGUAAUUAAAAAUCAAGUAUCGCAAGAAAUGACAUUUUUAAACGUAACCAAUUCUAGCGGAUUCUGCACGUUGUGCUAGACGGCCUUGGGAUAGACCGUCUAUCGUUUGGCCAUUUCGCUCUCAGAUUGUCCACAUUUCCAACCGGUCCCGGGUCUACAGUAUCAGAUAUACGAUGGCUACAUUCCUCGCUUCGGAUGCCUCAGAUCGUGCAACGGUAUCUGAAUCCGUUGAGCAGCGGCUCGCAGAUGAGAUUCGAACUACGAGUACGUUUUAUUCCCAGCGGCCUCUACGAAAUGUAUCAAACCCAAUUGGCAGCUUUUCUGUACUUAUACGACCAGUUACUGAGCGACUAUGUUCUCCAUGUUUCGUGGAAGAUCAGCAAAGACAAGGCUAUUUAUAUGGCUGCGUUAGCUAUCAGGAAGAGACUAAAACAUUUGAACAGGUAGGCGAUCAAUAUCUGUGUACAAUUGAUAACUUUUAGUAACAACCUCGAGAAGAAGUUUGACUUUAAUGCCCUUGAAGAAGACGGUGGGCUAAUGUCGUUUCUUCCAGAAUCAGUCAUCGUUGGAACACCGGUGAGUGUAAUAUAUUAUAUCACAAUUGUUCAUAGGUUACUAAUGAUACUCCCCAUACAAUAUGUUGGUCAAACAAAAUAAAGCUUGUCAAAACUGCCAUUUUAGAAAAAGCAGAUGCAGAAGUUGUUACUGUCAGCCCUCAAGAAGGUGAUCAAACUGUCAGAAAUCGAAUGUGUUUUCCAAUUUAUGAAAAACCUGAUGAACAUCGCCAGGUUCGACUCUGAAAUCUUCAAAGUAUUUUUGGGGGUAAUUAUAUUGUCAUUUUAUAUUGUGGUAUCGUUUACGUAUUAUACAUUUGAUUUCAGGCCAACAACAUUCGACCGGUCGAGUUAUAUGUUGGGCAACAUUACGGAGUAGCUUAUAAAAAUGAAAAUACAAAAGAAGUAAGUUUAAGGAGCCUUUUGGAGGAUAAUACGCAGGUUAGUGAACAAAAAUUAAAAUUUAUAUAAAAAGGCGUUAAAUGCAAAAUGUAAGCAUAUUUUGUUUUCAACCCAUGUUUACUAAAUAUAUGUUACGUAAGUGAACGUACUUUACAUUUCACUCUAAUAUUACUGUUUUAGCCUGUUGUUUUGGCUGAACUUAGAAACGUGAUUGAUAUAUCUGUUCGGAAGGUGGACUUGAAGAAGGAUCACUUCAUAAUCAAGAUUAAAAUAAGCGGAAACUCCUCGCCUCUCCUGAUUACGGUAACUACAGGAGAAAUGGCAGAAUCCUUGGCUCAUUUAAUAGAUGGAUAUCAGAUGCUGCUAAGUCAACAGGCAUCUGUGUGGUCGUCUAGAGGUAAGAGUAUAUCUAUAUUAAGUUGUUUGAUAACAUGAAUCUACAAGUCUUAAACUUUAGAUCUCCGAGACACAUUCUGGAUGAACGGUUGGAGAUCAGAAUCCCCAGCUACACCGCCCACGAUGUCUCCACUGGCACCCAGAAGAGGCAUCGUGAAGUCAGAAGUUGGUGAAAACUCCCAGAUUGGAGCAGAUACCAAGUCUUUGCUCAAGGAAAUUGAGAUAGAUCCUCAGAAGAUCUUACUUGAGAAGCUACUAGGUAGUGGACAGUACGGUAAUGUGUAUCAGGGGAUACUACAACUAGAGAAACGACAGAUUACUGUGGCUGUGAAGGUGUGCAAAGAACAUAACAGUGAUCCACAAACUUCUAACAAUGUGCUCUUGGAAGAAGCGUGUAAGUAAGAGUAGUGUACUUUUGUGUACUGUAAUUUCGCAUCAAAACAGAAAAAGACCAAUAUUGACAAAAUUCACAAAAUUAAAAGCCAACAAUGUUUUAGACACCAUGUCCCAGUUCUGGCACCCCCAUAUCAUCCACAUCAUAGGCGUAUCAGUACAUUCUACCGUGUGGGUGGUGAUGGAGAUGAUGCAGAUGGGAGAGCUGCGACAAUACUUGAAAAGAGAAGGACGACAUAUCAGUGUGACAACACAAGUUUUGUUUUGUAAACAAGUAGCUUCAGCGUUGUGUUAUCUUCACUCCAAACAGUUUGUACAUAGAGAUAUAGCCGCGAGGAAUGUCCUAGUGGCCAACAAUUGUUGUGUCAAGUUGUCGGACUUUGGAAUGAGUCGACUGGUUGAAGAAGACUUCUAUAAAUGUAAGUUGAAAAGUAGAACCAAUUAACAAAGUCCAACUACCAAAAACCUUAACUAAUAUCAAGUUCGAAUCAGACCGCCCGGUCUAAAAGGAAAAAUUUUCCACAGUCUAUAAUUUUAUCCAGAUAAGCCCAUAAAAUCACAAAAAAAAAUGUAACCGUAUUUCCGACCUUUACGAGCCUUUAACCGACAAUUUUCAGCAAGUUGUACAAAACUGCCCUUAAAGUGGCUACCACUAGAAUCCCUAAACUUUCGUCGUUUCAAUGCCAAAACAGAUGUAUAUAUGUUGGCAGUGUGCUUCUGGGAGAUAUUCUCGUUGGGUGAAAAGCCGUGGACUCAGAUCAAGAACCAAGACUUGUCACGACAUCUGGAGGAGGGCAACAAACUCUCUCAACCUGACUGUUGCCCCUUUCAGAUGUACCAUUUGAUGGAGCUGAUGUGGGAGCUGGAUUCUGACAAACGCCCUGUCAUGAAACAAGUCUACGCUGUGAUCUGUUCGGUGAUUAAGAAGACCAGCGGUCGAGUAUGUCCAGGAUCUGCGCCAAAUUCCCCUGCCGUUCAGAUGAGAAAACACGCACGAGAUGUGAGUCCAUGUCUUUACAAUAUAAGUUGUGGUAAAAUAAUGAAAUUGCCUAUAAGCUAUAAUAUUUAAGAAAAUCAUAACAAAAAAGUAAAACAUAAAUGUGAAUUUAGAGCGCUCUUCGUGCAAGUUUGUCCAGUUUGACACUUUUCAAAGGCCAUGGAAACGAACUGACAGAUCGAAAAGUAAGUAACAGUAGUCAUCACCUCAUAAUAAACAAUAUUAAUCAUAACCCGUCCCAUUUCAGUACAGUUUCGAAAACAACUUGAGCACAGUGGAUAAAGACCUCGUGUUCUGUGCCGUUUCUGAUGUUCUGAACGCCUUGAGAGAUCUGCAAGAGAACAAAAGGUCAGAAGAUGUCAACAUGUUGUUAAACACUACAGAAGUAAGUUGAAAACAUUCUAAACCUAGACCUAUCGAAAGUCUAUAGAUAAAAACUUCUCCAAGCUAAUCAAGGUCGACUAGUACAUAAAUUAUUCUUUUUUGGGAAUCUCACAAAAGAAAAUCUUGACACAUUUUGUUUCCUACGUCAAGUUUACCUUUUUUUAUCAAAUUUGUUGAUAACAAGUUUCAACAUCGAACUACCAAUAUAUUUUUUAGAAAUUGUUGUUUUUGUUGCAAGAACUCUUGGUGAUCAGCACUCCCCAUCUGGCCCUACUGGAUCAACCUAUGAAGAGCAAAGUUCACGAAGCUGUAGAACUUCUCAACGACGAUUGUGACGUUCUGAAGCAAUUCAUUCAGCUAAUGACACAAGAAGAAGAAAACGCCAAUAUCAACACUCAGAUAGAGGUACUCUCGACUUUCUCGAGAACCCUCAGGGCACAUACUCAAGGCUUCUGGAACACGUUCCAUCUGGCCAGAGUACGAUCUAAUCUACCCCUCACAUGA
Bursaphelenchus okinawaensis is the source of this 3731-nucleotide messenger RNA. The record is from the annotation of a GenBank genome assembly. Lineage: Eukaryota; Metazoa; Nematoda; Chromadorea; Rhabditida; Aphelenchoididae.